UUAGGCUUUUGAGUUGGGUGCUCCCAAAUCUUCCAUAUCUAUAUAUAUGUAGAGAGGGAGAGAUCAUUAGCUGGAAAGAGGAGCAAAGAGAUCAGCACGUAAGUAGAGAGCAAAAUGUCAGGCUCAUCAGCAGAUGACAAAGAAACCAAGAGCUCUUCUUCUUCUUCAUCAUGGUGGCUUCUGUGCUGCAGAAAUUGCAUUUGCAGUUCAAGUUCUUCAGACAAGCAGGAAGGUGGCCAUCAGAAGAAGAAGCAGCCUGGAGGAUGGAGGGCCAUGCCUUUCAUUCUAGGGAACGAGACGUUUGAGAGGUUGGCAGUGUUUGGGUUGUUUGCGAACUUUAUGGUGUACUUGACGAGAGAGCUUCAUAUGGAUCAAGUCUUUGCUUCCAACAUUAUGAACCUUUGGUUUGGUCUUACCAACUUUGCUCCUCUCCUCGGUGCCUUCAUCUCCGACGCCUAUGCUGGUCGCUUCAAGACUAUUGCCUAUGCUUCCGUUGCUUCCCUUCUGGGGAUGAUUACAGUGACUCUAACAGCUUGGUUACCCAACCUGCAUCCUCCAUCUUGCACUCCUGAGCAACUAGCACAGAACCAGUGUGUGAAAGCUAACAGUACUCAUCUUGGUGUUCUGAUCCUGGGACUCUGUUUCUUAACCAUAGGCUCUGCUGGAAUAAGACCUUGCAGUAUCCCUUUUGGUGUCGAUCAAUUUGACCCCACUACUAGUGCAGGCAAGAAAGGGAUCAAUAGCUUCUUCAAUUGGUACUACACUACAUUCACUGUGGUUUUGCUCAUAACCCAGACGGUGGUGGUCUAUAUUCAAGACUCUGUUAGCUGGAAGAUAGGGUUUGGGAUACCAACUGUGUGUAUGUUCCUCUCAAUCAUCAUGUUCCUCGUUGGGAGGAGGAUCUAUGUGCAUGUUAAACCAGAAGGGAGUAUUUUCUCUGGCAUUGCGGAGGUCCUAGUUGCUGCUUACAAAAAGCGACAUGUGGAGCUUCCAAGUGAUGAGAAAGUCGAUGGGGUUUUCUAUGAUCCGCCUUUACAGGAAGGUUCCAGCUUUUUGUCAAAACUCCCUUUGACUGAUCAAUUCAGGAGCUUAAACAAAGCCUGUCUGAUCAUGGAGGGUGAGCUGAACCCAGAUGGGACCAGAGUGAACCAGUGGAGGCUUACCAGCAUACAGCAAGUAGAAGAAGUGAAAUGCCUAGCGAGGACUUUCCCAAUCUGGGCUGCUGGGAUCCUCAGCUUGACUUCAAUGGCACAACAAGGAACAUUCACGAUAUCACAAGCCUUAAAAAUGAACAGACACCUCGGACCUAAGUUCCAAAUCCCAGCAGGUUCAGUUGGGGUCAUCUCAUUCCUCACCAUAGGCCUCUGGGUCCCUUUCUACGACAGGUUCGUCGUACCUUCACUUAGGAAAAUCACCAAACACGAAGGGGGCAUAACUCUGCUUCAAAGAAUCGGAAUCGGCAUGGUCUUCUCUAUCCUCUCCAUGAUCGUCGCCGGUAUGGUCGAGAAAGUGAGAAGGGACUCAGCCAAUUCCAAUCCAAAUCCACUAGGAAUCGCCCCCAUGUCGGUGAUCUGGCUAGCACCACAACUGAUUCUGAUGGGUAUGUGUGAAGCGUUCAAUAUAAUCGGACAAAUAGAGUUCUUUAACAGACAAUUUCCCGAGCACAUGAGGAGCAUUGCUAAUUCCUUGUUCUCUUGCUCGUUUGCUGGAGCUAACUAUGUGAGCACGAUUCUAGUGACCGCAGUUCAUCGCACCACAAGAACACAUACGCAUCCAGAUUGGCUCACGAAUGACAUCAAUGAUGGUAGAUUGGACUAUUUCUACUACCUUAUUGCUGUGAUUGCGGCUCUGAACAUGGUUUAUUUUCUCCUGGUUGCUCGGCAAUAUCGUUACAAGCCAACUGAUGUAGAUUUUGCUCCCGAUGUUGAGCUAGCUUCGCACAAAGGCUAGUGAAAAUCUGGAUCGCUGUUAAUGGUAUCAAGAUUAUGCAUGUAUGAUAAAAUACUAUAUUAAAUAAAUUUAAAGUGAUUGCAGUCAGCUAUGCUGUCAGAGUAAUUCAAUUUUGUGGGUCAUGCGCAAAUUACAAAAUAGAAAUGUGAAGAAUUAUAUAAUUAU
This is a messenger RNA of Neltuma alba, 2115 nucleotides long. RefSeq names its product protein NRT1/ PTR FAMILY 2.13. The transcript is spliced from 5 exons. Gene Ontology annotation, biological process: transmembrane transport. Gene Ontology annotation, molecular function: transmembrane transporter activity. The record is from RefSeq and is a predicted model, not a curated record. Bases 115 to 1950 code for a protein of 611 amino acids. Lineage: Eukaryota; Viridiplantae; Streptophyta; Magnoliopsida; Fabales; Fabaceae. Gene Ontology annotation, cellular component: membrane.